Vigna umbellata (rice bean) is the source of this 1259-nucleotide messenger RNA. Lineage: Eukaryota; Viridiplantae; Streptophyta; Magnoliopsida; Fabales; Fabaceae. The record is from RefSeq and is a predicted model, not a curated record.
UGCUAGAAUUUACUCCUUUCCCUUUUUGUUUCAUGAGCAUAACGUGAUAAGCACAAUGGAAGCUGAUUAGAUGAAAUCAUAGCCGCAGAAAUCAAAAAGUUAACCACAGUAACCACCAUAUCCCGCCACCUCAACUACAGUGCUUUCGCCAUUGCUGACGUGUGCUUCUUCAAUCACCACCACUUGCAACUUGCAAACAUAAUAACCAUCACGCUACAAAAAAAAACACUUCCUAGUGUCAUCAUGCAUACAUAGGUUCCUGUCUUCGAUUUGGCAUACUCCCAUGAAAAUAAUAUUACCCAAAACUUAACUUUAACCUUAACCAACCAUCGUUUCCUUUGACCUGCCAACUGUACAUUGCUUUGUGUGCUUUGUGGCUCCUAUGAUGGGAGUCUCCGGCGCCGAUGACGACGUCGUUCAAAUCCAGCAUCCGAACAAGCCCGGCGACCCUUUCAUCGUCACCGUCAAUUGCCCCGACAAGACCGGCCUCGCUUGCGAUAUCUGCAGUAUCAUUCUCGAUUUCGGUCUCUGCAUUUUCAAAGGAGAUGUUUCAACCGAUGGUGUUUGGUGUUAUGUUGUGUUGUGGGUUAUUCCACAGUCCCUGUUGCUUCCCAUGAAUUCGUCUUAUCUGAUCCUCAAAGAACGACUUCAGGGAAUUUGUCCUCCUUGUUUAGCCUCCUUUUAUCUCGUCCAGCAGCCUUCCAGAUCUUCUCCUGUCUAUCUGUUGAAGUUCUGUUGCCUUGAUCGAGAGGGGUUGUUACACGAUGUAACAAAAGUGCUCUCGGAGCUUGAACUUACCAUUCAAAAGGUGAAAGUGACCACAACACCGGAUGGUAGAGUGUUGGACCUGUUUUUCGUGACAGAUAACAGGGAACUCUUACACACGAGAAAGCGACAAGAUGAGACAUGUGAAAGACUGAAUGCUGUUCUGCGAGACUCGUGUAUCAGCUGUGAACUUCAAUUGGCGGGUUCAGAGUAUGAAUAUAAUCAGGGUAUCUCUUCUCUGUCUCCUGGGUUAGCUGAGGAGUUAUUUCGAUGUGAGUUAUCAGAUAAUGAAGUUCGUUCUCAGGCUCUUAGCCCUGAUAUGGCGAAGUUGAAGAAAACCAUCGUAACACUAGACAAUUCCUUAAGCCCAGCUCACACGCUAGUUCAAAUACGAUGUGCUGAUCACAAGGGUCUUCUUUAUGACAUUAUGAGAACAUUGAAGGACAUGAAUAUAAAGGUAUAAUUUUCUCUACCAAGAUUAUUUGUAGCACGGU